This is a messenger RNA of Entrophospora candida, 390 nucleotides long. Lineage: Eukaryota; Fungi; Glomeromycota; Glomeromycetes; Entrophosporales; Entrophosporaceae. The record is from the annotation of a GenBank genome assembly.
AUGUUUGAUAGAAAAAAUGAAAACAAAACAGAAAAUCGUGAUAUCAACGCUGCUGAUAACAUUGUCGAUGAUACUAAACCAUGUUGCCAUAUUAACAAUAAAGUAAUAGCUGAUUAUAUUCCCGCAAACCCGGUUAUCGUUGAUAAUCAAUAUUAUAAUGCACCUCUUGUUCUCAGUUAUGAUGAUUAUUAUAAUGCUAAUCCGCAGGGUGAUAUUUGGCAACAUCUGGAACAACAGCAACUGUUUCAAGGUAAUAAUAAUAUGUCGAAUAUUUUAGCAAUCUCAACCUAUAAUUAUCAAACCAAUGCUCAGCAACAAUCAAGUCCUGACGAGUAUGAGUAUGCUAUGGGUAUGGUAUUUAUGCAAUUAUUUGGUGAUACUAAUCGAUAA